AUGAAGACCCUGAACAAUCGGGCUGAGAGCCACCUGACUGGGCAAGUGGACUUUGAGUUGGACAAAGUAGGUAAUGGGGGCUGGGUGAACCAGAGCUACUGUAGCUCCCCUCCACCCUUCCCCCAGGUCACCACUGUCUUCAACCCCAAACCCCACUUCGAGGGGAACAUGAAUAGCCUGUACAACCUGGACACCCCGAUAGCGCUCCCAGAGGACCCACCAACCAAAGACCAAAGUCUGAAGAAACGAAGAGGCUGCUGCUGUUUUAUCAAAGCACUGUGGGGGACAACGCUGACCAAAAACACCUCUGACAACAGAGAGCAGUUCAUCCGAACCACGCUGCGGGAGCUGCUGGUCUAUGUCUUUUUCCUGGUGGACAUAUGCCUCCUGACAUAUGGGAUGACCAGCUCAAGCGCCUACUAUUACACUAACGCCAUGACGAACCUGUUUGUGAAUACACCCAGUAGCAGUGGGGUUACGUUUCAGUCUAUUGGCUCCAUGGCUGACUUCUGGACCUUCGCCCAGGGCCCACUGUUGAACGGACUCUACUGGACAACGUGGUACAAUAACCAGCCCUUGGAAAGCGGAAACACGUCUUUCAUCUACUACGAGAACAUGCUGCUGGGUGUCCCCAGGAUGAGGCAGAUCAAGAUCAAGAACAACUCCUGCACUGUCUACAGUGACUUCGAAAAUGGGAUCAAAGGCUGUUUCGCCGUUUACACUAACCAGAAGGAAGACGAGCAGAGCUUCGGCCUCAUCAACGGCUCUGCCUGGACCUACCACACAGAGAAAGAGAUAAAGGGUUCCUCUUACUGGGGCUUGGUGGCCACCUACAGUGGAGCAGGAUACUAUCAAGACCUGAGUCGCACACAAGAGGAGAGCGCCAACAUACUGACAGAGCUACAGAACAACCUUUGGCUGGACAGAGGAACCAGAGCAGUCUUCAUCGACUUCUCCACUUACAACGCGAACAUCAACUUGUUCUGCGUCAUCACGUUGGUGGUUGAAUUCCCAGCGACCGGUGGAGCAAUCCCUUCCUACCAGAUCCGAACAGUCAAACUGAUUCGCUACAUAACGACCUGGGACUACUUCAUCCUAGGCUGCGAGUUGCUCUUCUGUGUGUUCAUCUUCUACUACAUUGUGGAGGAGAUUCUUGAGCUGAAAAUACACAAGUUCUCCUAUUUCAAUAGCAUCUGGAACAUACUAGACAUUGUUGUCAUAUUGCUUGCCAUUGUUGCCAUCAUAUUCAAUGUAUUUCGGACCAUCAAAGUGGACAGCUUGCUUGGGAAUCUGCUGAAAAAUCCUAACAUCUAUUCAGAUUUUGAAUUUCUGGCAUUCUGGCAAACCCAGUAUAACAACAUGAAUGCGGUUAACCUGUUUUUCGCAUGGAUCAAGAUUUUUAAGUACAUCAGUUUCAGUAAGACCAUGAAUCAGCUGUCCUCCACGCUGGGCCGAUGUGCCAAAGACAUCUUCGGAUUCGCCAUCAUGUUCUUCAUCGUGUUCUUUGCUUAUGCUCAACUCGGAUAUUUGCUCUUUGGAAUGCAGGUUCAAACAUUCAGCACCUUUGUAAAGUGCAUCUUCACACAGUUCCGAAUUAUUCUUGGAGACUUUGAUUUUGAUGCCAUCGACAGCGCUAACAGAGUCCUUGGGCCGAUCUACUUUGUCACUUAUGUGUUUUUUGUUUUCUUUGUUCUGCUGAACAUGUUCCUGGCCAUCAUAAAUGAUACAUAUGCAGAGGUGAAGCAGGAGCUCUCUGAAAAAGAUGAACUACAAAUUACUGACAUUUUUAAACAGAGCUACAUGAAGACAUUUAUGAAGCUGAAGCUUAAAAAAGAGAAAAUAUCAGAUGUUCAGAAGGUUCUACACUCUGGAUCUGGAGAUCUUGAAUUUCAGGACUUCAGAGAAACUCUUAAAGAGAUGGGACAUGGCGAUCAAGAAAUAAACGCAGCCUUCUCCAAGUUUGACCGCGACGGGAACAAAAUUCUAGAUAAAGACGAACAGAGGUGGAUGAAAGCUGAGCUGGAGCAAAAGAGGGAGGCUCUCAGUGCCGAAAUCAACAAUCUCGGAAUGAACUAUCAGAUGGAAUUACACGAGAAGCCUCCUGUCAAAUCCAACGAGCACAAGAGCAAUUCCAGUCAAACCUUUGUGGAGCGGGAACAUUUCUUGAGUCUGGCCAAACAGGUUCUUCACCUUGAAAGCUCCGUGGCAGGCAUUGCGUCCCAGACUGAGCUGAUUAUGGAGAAACUGGGAUUACAAGGGAAAGCUAAAGACGCUGCAACAGCAAAGAAACCGUGA
Pundamilia nyererei is the source of this 2295-nucleotide messenger RNA. RefSeq names its product polycystic kidney disease 2-like 1 (gene pkd2l1). The transcript has 14 exons. The coding region runs from base 1 to 2295 and encodes 764 amino acids. Lineage: Eukaryota; Metazoa; Chordata; Actinopteri; Cichliformes; Cichlidae. The record is from RefSeq and is a predicted model, not a curated record. Gene Ontology annotation, molecular function: muscle alpha-actinin binding; sodium channel activity; calcium-activated potassium channel activity. Gene Ontology annotation, cellular component: membrane. Gene Ontology annotation, biological process: detection of mechanical stimulus; potassium ion transmembrane transport.